CUGCAAUUACCCUUCUUGAACACAACAAACUACCUUGACGAUGGACCCCCUGUCAGCCUUGAGUAUUGCAGCAUCAGUUGCUCAAUUCCUAGACUUCGGCACCAAGAUCAUCUGUCAUACGAAGGAAAUCGCGGACAAUGGUUCAUCCGUCACUGUCAAACAUAUCUCCGGGCUCAACAAUGAUCUCAUCGAAAUCAAUUCGUCGUUAAAACGGCAACUUCUGGCUGUAACGACACAAAAUCUACCGCUCACAAGAGAAGCACAGGCACUUCUCGAUCUCACAGACCAAUGCAAUGAAAUUGCUAAGGAAUUGGCCACCUGCUUGCAAAAGAUCACGAUCAAUAGCCACAAGACAGACAAAUGGACAAAUAUCAAGACUGCAUUGAGAACAAUGUGGAAGCAAGAGCGAAUCGACGAAUUGGCAAAGAAGCUUACCGACUAUCGAGGACAGCUCACUCUCCGAGUGUUAUUACUUCUUAAUUCUUACUAUGCAACGCAGAGUGAAAGGCUUGACCAACUAGCUGAAAGCAACAAAGAAAUUGUUGAGGUAGUAUCGAUCAAUCUUGGGUCUAUGAGCUCAAAGCUUGAAGCUCAUCAGAGAAACGAAAGUUUUCGAAGGGAACAAGCUAGUGCAGACGCUGAUAGAAAGCACUCUGAGAUAAUAACAGCGAUUCUGACGACUCGUGGCGGUGACUCCCGCGCCAUCACAGCAGACAAUGCUCCGAGACUCUCAACAAAUUUCUCGACGGACAAGAUCGUACACACAGCUACCACGUACAAACACGGUAUGACUAGCUACUCCGAAUCUUCAGCUCCAGAACUUCAAACGACCGAAUUCAAUGGGUUUUCGAGGCAGAUCUUAGAUGCUUUGCAUUUUCGCAGCAUCGCAGAUAGACGGGCUGCUAUUUCGCCAGCUCACAAAAAGACGUUCCAAUGGAUCUAUCAAGACUCUAUGCCUUCAGAGAAAGAGGCAGACAGCCUAGUCAGAUGGUUGAGGUCUGGCAAAGGAUGCUACUGGGUUAAUGGCAAAGCUGGCUCGGGGAAGUCUACAUUGAUGAAGUAUAUACGAGAAGACAUUAGGACCAUGCAGUCUCUAAGACAGUGGGCUGGAUCCUCGGAUCUUAUCGUUGGAUCUUUCUUCUUCUGGUACGCGGGAACCCCCAUUCAAAAGUCUCAGAUGGGUUUGCUUCGCUCUUUACUUCUCGAAGUACUUGGUCGCAGGGAAGAUCUUAUUCCGGUUUUAUUCCCCGAAGUCUGUCGUUCAAUCCUGACGAAGGAAACCUCUGGUUACAUCGAGUUGUCAUCUAGCGAGUUGAAGCGCGCUUUCUCGACAUUCAUCACCUCCGCAUCUCAAGGACUGAAGACAUGCUUCAUUAUUGAUGGGAUUGAUGAAUACGACGGAGACCACAAUGACAUCUGCGAUCUACUGUCUCAAGCCACGGCGUCGGAGUCUGUGAAAGUGCUAUUGUCGAGUCGACCUAUUCCCGCUUGCGUGCAAGCAUUCUCAAGCUGCCCCACCUUACGCUUGCAAGACCUGACUUAUUCGGAUGUCAAACUCUAUAUAGAAGAUCAACUAGGCCAAGAUCCACUGCUACAAAGACUAGAGCGAUCAACAAAAGGAGCGACCGAUCACUUGUUCAAGAGCAUCACAUCCAAAGCUGCAGGAGUCCUCCUCUGGGUCAUACUUGUUGUUAGGAGUAUUCGUGAAGGUCUGCAAGAUUACGAUACAAUCGAGGAUCUGCAGCAGAGGAUAGACGAACUUCCACCUACACUCGAGAGUCUUUAUGCUCACAUGUUAGGAUCCAUGAGCCCACGACAUCGACACCAAGGAUCCAAACUCCUUCAACUAGUUCUCCGCAGCUCAGAGACACACGGAGAGUAUCCAAUGACUGUACUACAGCUAUCUUUUGCCGAAGAAGAAAACUACGCAAAGUUGGUUAAGUCUCAAGUUGGCAGCAAGCUUUCACCGGAAGAGGAAGACUGGCGAUGUGAGGCUAUCGAAGGACGAAUGCGGAGUCGAUGUCGUGGAUUGAUUGAGGUUCACGAUUCGCCACUCUCCUUUGGUGAAGGCAAGGGUGCAAAUAUCGUGGGCUUUCUUCACAGAACGGUAGUUGAGUUUCUGCAAACCGAUUUAGUGUGGGCUCAACUGAUCUCUCUGACUGCCGGGACAUCUUUUAAUGUCGAUCUCGCCCUCUUAGCUUCUUGUCUCUGCGAGAUGCGGGCUAAGCCACUUUCACGCACGCAACAGCAAACCUCACCCGCGAUUUAUAGCAUGCUGCGAAUGCUGUCUUAUGGGAGAAACAUGGAUGAUAUCACGAAUCAGUUCCACAGCAUAUACCUUCCUGAAGCGAGGAAUAUCCUUGGAAACUAUUGGCAUGACCCAGCGCUAUACGAAUCCGCUCAAGCAGAGAUGAAAUCCAUCACGGCUGCUACAAGUACACGUUGUUCUCAAUUGGGAUUAUCAUACCCAGAGUCUUUUCUCAUGUCUGUUGCGAGUCAUUGUCCUAGGCAACACUUGGUUCUGCUGUUCGACUUUUUCUAUCCCACAACUGAGGAAUUGGAUGGCCAAAACAGUAUCAAUUUGCUUGGUAUAUAUCUACUUCUUCAGUACAUGGAUCCAGAUGUCAUGCCAUUACGAUUGGCUAUCUCGCGUAAUAUAGUGGCCUGUCGUAUAGAACCACAAAAGUCUGUCUAUCACCCGCUUUCGGUAAGAAAACUCUGGAAUCAUCGCUGGAGAGAUCCGCCCAUGAUAGAUCAACGUACAUAUAUACGGGACUAUUUCCUUCAGUUUGCUUAUUCUAGGACGCAGGAUUCGGACUUGCAUGAUUCGAUCCUCAGCAUAAUAUCGAGCAGUCUUACUUCCGGUGGAAGCGCGUGGACGAUCAAUGUGGCCUCAGAUCUACACAGUGCAGGCUCCACUGGAUAUCUGGAAGUUUCAGCAUACAGUAUUCUCUACCCAUUGAUGAACAAGCUUUGGCAUGCAAGAAACGCAACAACAGUUCCCCCGAUAGACUUGGACAAUCUCGUCAACAAAGCUUGCUACAUUGAACGGAUAAUGCGUUCCGACGAUGCAAGAAUGUGGACUCAACUUCAUAAUCCAUUAUAUCCCCAGAGCCCCACGAAACCGAAAAAGCGAUCCAAAAGGACGCACAUCCCACAUCAGAGGUCAAGGACCAUCCCACCAACCGCUUUAAUUGACACUCCUAAAAUCAUCCCCCCAAACCCACGGGUUUAUUCCGCCCUACGACCCGAACCAUCCCCUUGGACUCAGUACAGACACCGAAAAGAACAAGCCGCUGAACUAGGACAGGAAGUACCAGAGCCAAUUGUACCGAAGACUGUGGUUGAAGGCCACCUCCAGAAGCGGUGGAAUAUCACAGCACGAGAUAGCCGGAUCCACUUGCUUGAUCCUCAGGAGCAAGAGUUAGCAGAGAAAAUGUCUCGCCCUUUGAGUGGAAAGGAGAAGUUGCAGGCUUUCAAAGAGAUGUCUCGCUUGCCGUAUCAGAGGCAAGAGCAGAUUCUUGAGUGUUCGAAGGUUCUACAACAAAAGCGGGAAGCAGAGGUGAGAGGGUGAACAUAAGCGAUGAGAUGUAGAUUGUUCAGAGAGAAAAGUUCGAUAUAUCAAGAGACCCUAGCAUGCAUUCUCUCCGAAUCAUAGUAUCAUUGGUCACUCGACUGGCAUGUCGUAUGCUUUAGCAUGAUGGAUAUUUUCAACACGUCAUUUGGUUGAUACAGG
Molecule: messenger RNA, 3736 nt
Organism: Mollisia scopiformis
Lineage: Eukaryota; Fungi; Ascomycota; Leotiomycetes; Helotiales; Mollisiaceae
Exons: 2
Coding region: 41-3574 (1177 amino acids)
Source: RefSeq, a predicted model, not a curated record